Messenger RNA from Erpetoichthys calabaricus (reedfish), 1023 nucleotides. Its product is annotated as T-cell immunoglobulin and mucin domain-containing protein 4-like. The transcript is spliced from 7 exons. The coding region runs from base 166 to 1023 and encodes 285 amino acids. The record is from RefSeq and is a predicted model, not a curated record. NCBI's taxonomy places the organism in Eukaryota, Metazoa, Chordata, Cladistia, Polypteriformes, Polypteridae.
CAACCCCACCCGUCGUUAGCUGCAGUUUUCUUCUCUGGUUGGUUUAGAAGUUGACGUUGACCACCGCAGAGCAGGAAAUUGCUGACAGCGAGGGGUGGAAGCCGCAGAUUGAAUUUGCAUGCCAAGGCAUUUCAGCAUCAGGGGUAGACAUUGCCAGCUGUGAGAAUGUGGCGGGUGGUCAUGCCAGCCUGCUGCCUCCUGUUGUUCCUCAGGUCAGGUGAAGGCCUUCUAGUGUCAGAGGUGUCGGUCACUGCCACAGUUGGGCACAACGUCACUCUGCCCUGCUGGUACUCUGUCCCCUUAAAUAGAGUUCGUCCUUUUUGCUGGAAGCGCGGUGACUGCCCACCCACCAUUACAUUCACAUUAUGGUGUGGCAGCGAUGAGGUUUACAGUGAAGGUGACAAAGUGACCCGAGUGUCAGACAAGUACCAGCUAACUAGUGACGUCCAACGAGGUAACCUGUCACUGACUGUGGUCAACGUCAGCAUAGAGGACAGCGGGCCGUACUGCUGCCGCGUCGAUAUCCAAGGAGUGUUCAAUGACCAGAUGAGUUCUGUCCUCCUCACGGUGACUGCAGAAACUUCAAAAGAGUCAACUGUGACACCCAGAGAAGACACCACCUCUGAGACCCCGACUGAGACUUCCACAGCCACCAGCCCACCUUCUAGUCCAAUGGAAAAUCAGACCGAGACCACUUCACAAGCAGGAGGUCUCCCGACUUCGGCCAGAAAGUCUGUCACUGCCCCUGUCAUGAUGGUCACCUGUUUGGUCCUCCUGCUGAUUGGGCUCGUCUCGGUCCUCAUUUACAAACCAUUGACAAGGGGCAUCACCCUGGGCAUGAGUCACCAACAGAAUGAGCUGGCAUUCCAUCAAACAAAAGAGCAGCUUCAGCGCCAGCUGCAGGGGACCCGUGAAAAACAACAAGCCGGGGCAGGAGAACAGCUGGGCAGAGGCAUCACGGGGGACACCAAGAGGAGGACAGGACAGAGGGCGGUCAGUCGUAGCCCACACAGCGGGCAUUAA